AUGCGGUUGCAAGUUGAAGAAGCAAACGCUGCUGUGAUUAGGGAACGAGAGGCUGCAAGGAAAGCUAUUGAAGAAGCACCUCCAGUCAUUAAGGAGACUCCAGUUUUGGUUGAAGAUACUGAAAAAAUCAAUUCAUUAACAUCAGAGGUGGAGGCUCUAAAGGCUUCGCUUGAGUCUGAACGACAAGCUGCAGAAAACUUGAGAAAAGCUUUCUCAGAGGCAGAGGCUAGAAACUCAGAGCUGGCCACAGAGCUUGAAACUGCUACUAGAAAAGCAGACCAGCUUCAUGAAUGGGUACAAAGGUUCGUAAAAAUAUAUUGAUGGAAGGAAAAACAAAGAGAGAGUACAUAUUCUAAUUGUUCACAUUUGUUGCACUUGUCAAUAUACAUUUAACUAUUUCGUCUUUUUUUUUUAAAUCUUGAUGCUAAUAAAUUAUAACUAUGUUUCUCCUGUUAUGAACUUUCACAUAUUGAUUUUACUUACUGCUUUCAGACUAGAAGAGAAGCUUCCCAAUUCAGAGUCAGAGAUUCAAGUGCUUCGUCAACAGGCACUUGCUAUAUCUCCAACCAACAUAUGAAUUAUUUUUCUUCUUUCACAUAUUAAUACAAGAAGGCCUGUUUGUUCUUGUAAUCUUUUCUUCUCAAUGUUCAGAGAACUCCAGAGAAUGGAAGCCAUCUUAAUGGAGAAACAAAGACUACACCGGUAAGGGGAAAUUUUUUAUUUUCAAAAUUAAAUUUAGCUAUUCAAAAGGAGACCGAGAUACUUUCUUGUUUCUUUAAUUGCUUACUGUCUAUGAAUGUCACAGGACAUGGCUGCUGUACGAGAACCAGAGUCUGAGGAGAAACCACAGAAAUAUCUGAAUGAAAAGCAACACGUAACUACUCUUGUAACGGUCCCAUUUCUUGCAGUAUUGCAGUCUGAUUUUCUCUUAAUAUAUGUUAUAAUCUUUGCGUUAUUCAGGAAAACCAAGAUGUACUAGUCAAGUGUAUCUCACAAAACCUUGGAUAUGCUGGGGGCAAGCCUGUAGCUGCAUAUACAAAUGUCUUCUUCACUGGAGAUCAUUUGAAGUCGAAAGAACUAGCGUCUUUGACCGUAUCAUUCAAACUAUAGCUUCAGCCAUUGAAGUAAGUCGAUUCUUUUUUUUUUGCGUCUUUCCUCAAAAGCAUUUUAUGACACUAUUUCAACAUGUUCUGCACUCCAUAAUGUUGAUUAUUUUUGCGACUAACUUCGCUCAACCACCAGGCUAGCGGA
Brassica napus (rape) is the source of this 1251-nucleotide messenger RNA. RefSeq names its product myosin-17-like. Lineage: Eukaryota; Viridiplantae; Streptophyta; Magnoliopsida; Brassicales; Brassicaceae. The record is from RefSeq and is a predicted model, not a curated record. The transcript has 2 exons. Bases 1 to 321 code for a protein of 106 amino acids.